Dendroctonus ponderosae (mountain pine beetle) is the source of this 1766-nucleotide messenger RNA. It is a transcript of the gene Roe1, whose product is annotated as grpE protein homolog, mitochondrial. The coding region runs from base 337 to 993 and encodes 218 amino acids. The record is from RefSeq and is a predicted model, not a curated record. Gene Ontology annotation, cellular component: PAM complex, Tim23 associated import motor. The transcript has 5 exons. NCBI's taxonomy places the organism in Eukaryota, Metazoa, Arthropoda, Insecta, Coleoptera, Curculionidae. Gene Ontology annotation, molecular function: protein-folding chaperone binding; protein homodimerization activity; adenyl-nucleotide exchange factor activity. Gene Ontology annotation, biological process: protein import into mitochondrial matrix; protein folding.
UGCCGCCAUUUUGCUCGUAACAUUAGCAAAAGCAAUUGUUUACGGCUUAACGCAAAGUUAACAACAACAAUUAAAAAUGUAGGUUAAUUUAAAAAAGCAUAAAUAUUAACGUAAAAAGUUGAUUUAAAACUUGUAAGUAAAAGACAAGACAUAGUUUUUAUGUAGGACAUACCAAAUCUCAGAAUUUUCUAUAGUUAUAAGAAAUUUUGUUUCUGACACAUUUUGACUUUGAAUUUACGUCAUUUCACACAAUUUAAGUAAUAUAACCUCACAGUUGGAACGUUUCCAGCACUUUUCAGCUUAUUCCUCCAACACCAAACUCUAAAAACUUAAAAAAUGGCUUUGAUUGGUGUAAGAAGUGCCUUAAGAUUUGGCCAAAGUAUAAACGAAUCAUUUCUGUUUAAUUCCAGAAGCCUAAUGAUUUCGAAAAUCAAAUUUAACACAGCGGAGGAGACGAAAAAAUCCGAAACGGACACAUCACCAUCAGCUAACGAUGAUAAGUCAAAUGUAGAAAUAGAGAAACUCAAUAAGCAGAUUGUUGAGCUGACAGAGAAAAACUCCGAGCUGCUGGAUAAAUAUAAAAGAUCUUUGGCAGACGGCGAAAACUUACGGCAACGGUUAACGAAGCAGAUAGGCGAGGCAAAAAUUUAUGGCAUUCAAGGCUUUUGUAAGGAUCUAUUAGAUGUGGCUGAUGUGCUGGGAAAGGCCACAGAAACGGUGCCAAAAGAUGAAAUCAAAGACAGUAAUCCGCAUCUAAAAGGCCUCUAUGAGGGUUUGAUUAUGACAGAGGCACAAUUGAAAAGUGUAUUUAAAAGACAUGGUUUAGAGCAAGUUAAUCCACUAAAUGAAAAGUUCGACCCCAAUUUCCAUGAAGCUCUAUUUCAACAGGAAGUGGAGGGAAAAGCAGCAGGUACUGUCGUAGUAGUUUCAAAGAUUGGAUACAAAUUACACGACCGAGUGUUGCGACCAGCUCUUGUGGGUGUUUCGAAAUAACAGCAUAGCAAAUAAUUUUCUGUUCACUAAGAAGGCCGAUUGCAAGAAAAGAAGCCCAUUGCUGUGUGUAUUCAGUUAAGAGUACUAAACAAUUUUUGGGAGUAGCAAAAAUAGUUCUAACUGUUUAUAGUUUAUUGAAAUGAGAGCUCAUACAACACUAUAAGCAUUUUAGUACGUAUAUGUUAAAUUUUUCACUAAAAGCAAAAUAUCACGUAUUCACAUUCACAAAAAUACAACCUAUAUAAAAGUUGUUUUUAUUAUAACAUUGAAAAUGUGAACUACCCGUUAAUGCGAAGAUAUUGCUUUUCCAAUAAUAUGAAUCAUACCAGAUAUGUAACACUUUUGCACCUUUAAUUGAAAUAAAACUGAAAUACAUAAUGGGCACAGUAAUGCAACUAAAACGAUCAACUGCAAAAUUAAAUACAGAAUAAUGAAAUAAAUAUUUGUUUAGUAUUUACAAUGCAAAAAUACAAAAAAAGUGUGUAUGCUCAUAGGGUCUGCAGAUCUAAAUACAGUACUAAUAUUUACAACGGCAUAGAUGCAUUGUUGCAAAAAAAUAGAUUGCCUGUUUUCUACAAAUUGGAUUAUUUAUGUUUUGAAAAUUUGUAUAAACUUAAUAAAUAUUAGUACUGACCAUUGAACUAGAGAAUGCAAUAUCUUCUGUUUAAAAAAUCUAAAAAAUAGAAAUUAAGACAAUUACUUUAAUUUGAUAAUAACAUUUUUGGAAAUGUGAAAGACAUAAAUAAACUAGUAAAUUGUACAAUUCAAAGGCA